AUGCUGGAGUUCAAAGCGGCCCUCGGCUUACCGUUCCUGAACCUUCACCAUGAUGGAUGGACGACUGCAAACGAAAGGGUUGGGGCUACGGGGACUUUGGCUUCGUUCAUCGAUGCAUUGUGGACGUUUCACGAGGUCGCACUUCUCCUCACCAUUGGGCACACUUCUCAUGCGUCCGCGGAUUUCACGAUCUCGGACACCACGGUCAGCGCCCGCAAAGUUUCCAAGCUCUUUGAAGAUUCGCAGCCGACCGACUGCAUGAUGCAUACGCUGAAUUUGUGCCUGCAGUACGCCAUGGGCAUGCGCGUGAACAAGGAGACCGUCGAAGUCUUCGACCCCAAGACCAACUCCCGCAAAAGAGAGCAACGCUACGUCACGGUUGGUGGUGUGUUCGAGGAAGCCCGCGAUCUGGUGAAGCGCGUGCAUGCGCUGAACAACUACUUCAGGACGGAACAGCGCUGCAAGCGCUUAGAAGCCGUACAAAGCUUCUACUGCCUGCCGAAGCUCGCGCCAACCCUGGACUGCGAUACACGGGUCGCUUUCACAGUGAAGCUUUUUCAGCGCAGUAUCCUGAACUACUCUGCGUUCCGCGGCUACUUCCAGAACCCAGAGAAGGGCGACGACGCCACGGUGUUCACCAAGUUGACCAUGGACGAUUGGCGUCUCAUGGCUGAAAUGGAGGCCAUCGUUGGCUCGAUCGCUGACCUCGCCCGGAUUGAAGUGCAGCGCCAUGAUCUCGUGUCGUCGGAGCUGAUCGUCCUACUUAAGUUUGCAGCAGACCGCCUCUACAGCAACGUCUUUCAAGUGUACAAUCUGGAUGCUCCGCGAACCACGACGACAACCGUCGCAUCUUUCCCACGCUCGCCCAACUUCGAUCUUGUUCCAUCCGUGGACGACGACAAGGUCAUUUGCGGAGCUCCGAUCGCGGUAACCAAGCCCACCACCACUUCGAAGACGAUCCAGCAUGCUCAAGCGGACAAAGUGGUGGACGAGUGGCUGGAGUACACGGUGGACUGGGUGUCGGUGGCGUGCCGUUACUCGGCAGACGAGAACAAGUCCAAGGACGACUUUACGCCUCUCAUGCUGGUUCGGCGCAAUGGAGUUGUCUGCUGGCGCGUGGAAGCUGUCUGCGAACAUGUAGACAUCCUGCGCUGGUUCCGUGAGUCCGCCAGUGGGCGAUUUCGUGCCAUUGCCGCCCUUGCGCGGGUCUGGUUGGGGAGAGCUCCGUCAAACGCUUCUCAAGAGCGUGUUUUCUCGACGGGAGGGUUCGUGAUAAAAAGACUUCGUACGAGGACGGAUAAUUUGCACGCUGAGAUGCAGGUGUUGUUGAAGCACAACAAGAAGGAGAUCCGUCGCAUGGAGCUAGAGAGCAACAGCGCGUGA
Messenger RNA from Phytophthora sojae, 1383 nucleotides. RefSeq lists its product as hypothetical. Bases 1 to 1383 code for a protein of 460 amino acids. The record is from RefSeq and is a predicted model, not a curated record. Lineage: Eukaryota; Oomycota; Peronosporomycetes; Peronosporales; Peronosporaceae. Gene Ontology annotation, molecular function: protein dimerization activity. The transcript is spliced from 3 exons.